Molecule: messenger RNA, 993 nt
Organism: Knipowitschia caucasica
Lineage: Eukaryota; Metazoa; Chordata; Actinopteri; Gobiiformes; Gobiidae
Source: the annotation of a GenBank genome assembly
AUGGUGGGGGGGGGGGGGUUUGUUGGGGGGGGGGGGUUGGUUUUUGGGGGAGGGUUUUUUGGUGGGGUUUUUGGUGGGGGGGGGGGGUUUUUGGGGGGGUUUUUGUGUGGGGGGGGGUGUUGGUGUGGGGGGGGGGUUUUGGUUGGGGGGGGGUUAGUUUGUGGGGGGGGGGGGGGGGGGUUUUUUGGGGGGGGGUUGGUUUGUGGGGGGGGGUGUUGUUUGGUGGGGGGGGGGGGUUGUUUGGGGGGGGUGUUGUGGGGGGGGUUUUUUGGGGGGGGGGGGGGGUGUUUGGGGGGGUGGGUGUUGGGGGGGUUUUGGGGGGGGGGGUUUUGUGGGGGGGGGGGGGUGUGGGGGGGGGGGGGUUUUGGGGGGGUUUUUGGGGGGGGGGGGGGGGGGGGGGGGGGGGGGGGGUUUUUUGGGGGGGGGGGGGGUGGUUGGGGGGGGGGGGGUUUUGGGGGGUUUGGGGGGGGGGGGGUUGUGUGGGGGGGGGGGGGUGUGGUGGGGGGGGGGGGUGGGGGGGGGUGGGGGGGGUGUGGGGGGGGGGUGUGGGGGGGGGGGGGGUUGGGGGGGGGGGUUUGUGUUGGGUGUGGGGUGGGGGUUGGGGGGGGGGGGGGGGGGGGGGGGGUGGGGGGGGGGUGGGGUGGGGGGUGGGGGGGGGGGGGGGUGGUGGGGGGGGGGGGGGGGGGGGGGGGGGGGGGGUGGGGGGGGGGGUGGGGGGGGGGGGGGGGGGGUGUGGGGGGGGGGGGGGGGGGGGUGGUGUUGGGGGGGGGGGUGGGGGGUGGGGGGGGGGGGGUUGGGGGGGGGGGGGGGGGGGGGGGGGGGGGGGGGGGGGGGGGGGGGGGUGGGGGGGGGUGGGGGGGGGGGGGGGGGGGGGGGGGGGGGGGGUGGGGGGGGGGGGUUGGGGGGUGGGGGGGGGGGUGGUGGGGGGGGGGUGUGUGUUGUUGGUUUUGUGGGGGGGGGGUGGUGUGUUGUGUGUGUGUGUGGUUUGUGUGA